AUGAAAAAGUAUGCUUCAGAUGACGGUAUUUAUCUCUCUCAAGCUAAGUAUGCUUCAGAUCUUCUUGCUCGCGCUGAAAUUUCAAAUAGUCGCACUGAGUCUACUCUCCUUGAGCCUAAUGUUCGAUUUUUCCCUAUAGAUGGAACUAUUUUGGAUAAUCCUACUCUUUAUCGACAGUUAGUUAGAGGUCUUGUCUACUUGGUUGUCACACGCCCAGACAUCGCCUAUCCAAUAUAUGUUUUUAGCCAGUUCUUAUCAGCUCCUCGUACUACUUACUAUGCGGCCAUUCUUCGCAUUCUUCGCUACAUCAAAGACACUCUAUUUCAUGGCCUUCAUUUUUUGCCCAUUUAUCUUUAUCCCUUCAGGCAUAUUCAGAUGCUGAUUGGGCUGCGAGUCAAGAAGCAAACGUUCACUGCUCGCUCAAGCACAGAAGCUGAAUACCAUACUCUUGCUGACACCACAACUGAGGUUGUCUCAAUUCGUUGGCUUCUCAAAGACUUGGGUGCUCCUCAAUCGUCUCCGAAUGAUCAUCUACUUAUUGAUACUGUUCACCUCAUAGCUGUUGGAACUCUAGAUCAGAUUGCAGAUAUCUUCACAAAGGCUCAUCAUCCUACUCGUUUUCGAACUCUAGUAUCCAAACUCAAGAUGCACCUAUAUAUACCCUUGAACAUUGUACCUUUGAGAACAACCUGA
Arachis ipaensis is the source of this 693-nucleotide messenger RNA. The record is from RefSeq and is a predicted model, not a curated record. NCBI's taxonomy places the organism in Eukaryota, Viridiplantae, Streptophyta, Magnoliopsida, Fabales, Fabaceae.